AUGAAAAAUGUCCUCCUGAUUUGGGUGGACAGCAAUAUUAAUAAAAAUAAUACUGAUUGUAGUAAUACAAUCAAGCAAUUUAAACGUGUGAUUAACAACGUACACACAUUUACAGAUAGUGAAGAAUGUGUUGAAUUUGUUCAAACUAUUACCAAUAACAAAGUAUGCAUGGUUAUUUCUGGUUCACUUGGGAAACAUAUCGUGCCUCAUGUACAUAAUAUGUCCCAAGUAGAUACCAUUUUUAUUUUUUGUAACAACAAAGAAUGGCAUAAAGAAUGGACCAAAGAAUGGCUUAAAAUAAAAGGAAUCUUCACAGAUAUAACAUCAAUCUGUGAAACUCUCAAACAAGCUGCUCCCGAAGGUGACGAAAAUGCCAUUCCGAUUAGUUUUGUGGCAUCACACAAGAAAUUGGAUCAAUUAGAUCCAUCAUUUAUGUAUACUCAGAUCUUGAAAGAGAUCCUAUUAACCAUCGAUUUCGAAGACAAACAUUUCAAAGAAUUUAUUGCUUAUUGUCGUGAUAAAUAUAAUGAUGAUGAAAAUGAAUUAAAAAAUGUUCUUCAAUUACAAAAAACAUACAAGAACAAGAUACCCAUAUGGUGGUAUACAUGGGAUGCAUUUUUAUAUCCUAUGCUCAAUCAGGCAUUAAGAUUAAUGGAUGCUGAUAUCAUUAUUCGAAUGGGUUUCUUUAUUAAUGAUCUACAACGUGAUAUUCAGCGACUCCAUUCGAAACAAUUUAAUAAUGAUCAAUUAGGUACAACAUUUACAGUUUACCGUGGACAAGGUCUUUCGCAAAAAGAUUUCACCGAAAUGACAAAUACUAAAGGUGGACUUCUUUCAUUUGAUAACUUUUUAUCAACUAGUAAAAAUCGUAGUGUAUCUCUUAGUUUUGCCCAACAAGCUGCUACAAAUCCUGAUCUUGUUGGAAUUCUAUUUGUUAUGUCAAUUAAUCCUGCUCAUUCAACAACUCCAUUUGCUUCUGUUAGUGAUGUUAGUUAUUUUCAUAAGGAAGAUGAAGUUCUCUUUUCUAUGCAUACCAUUUUUCGUAUUGGAGAUAUUAAACCACUGAAUGGAAACAAUCAUCUUUAUAAAGUGAAUUUAGCAUUGACCAGUGACAACGAUCAAGAACUUCGUACUCUUACUGAUCGUAUUCGACAGGAAACUUUUCCAGAUUCGAGAGGAUGGUUCAGAUUAGGAUUACUGCUAAUUAAAAUGGGUCAGUUUAACAAGGCUCAAGAAGUUUACGAAGUUUUACUUGAUCAGGCAACGCAUGAAAGUGGCAAGGCACCUAUUUAUUAUCAACUAGGUUUGAUCAAAUAUAAUCAAGGAGAAUAUCAAGAAGCACUUCCAUUUCAUGAAAAAGCUCUUACAAUUCGACAACAACUACUUCCUUUCAAUCAUCCUGAUUUAGGAGAUUCGUAUAAUAGAAUCGGUAGUGUAUAUUACAGCAUGGGUGAUUAUCCAAAAGCGCUUUCAUAUUAUGAAAAAUCCCUUACAAUUCGAAAACAAUCAUUUGCUUCCAAUCAUCCUGAUUUGGGUGCUUCUUAUAACAACAUUGGUUUGGUGUACUACAAAAUGGGUGAUAAUCCUAAAGCACUUUCAUCUUAUGAAAAAACCCUUGCAAUUCAGCAACAAUCACUUCCUGCCAAUCAUCCUGAUUUGGGUGUGUCUUAUGUCAACAUCGGUGGUUUAUAUUAUAGCAUGAAGGAUUAUCCAAAAGCACUUUCUUAUUAUGAAAUAGCUCUUGCACUCAAACAACAAUCACUUCCUGCCAAUCAUCCUGAUUUGGCUUUAUCCUAUGUGGGCAUCGGUAAUGUGUAUUACAGCAUGAGUGAUUAUUCAAAAGCACUUUUAUCUUAUGAAAACGCCCUUGUAAUUCGACAGCACUCACUUUCUUCCAAUCAUCCUGAUUUGGCUAUAUCUUAUAACAAUAUCGGUAGUGUGUAUUAUAGCAUGGGUGAUUAUUCAAAAGCACUUUCUUAUUAUGAGAAAGAUCUUGUAAUUCGACAAAAAUCACUUACAUCCAAUCAUCCUGAUUUGGGUGCUUCCUAUAGCCACAUCGGUAGGGUGUAUGAGAAAUUGAACAAAAAUUCAAAAGCUCAUUCAUUUUAUGAACGUGCUGUACAAAUUGGACAGCAAUCAUUAUCAACAAAUGAUCCUAGACUUCAAAAAUGGACAACAAACCUCGAACGCAUGAAAAAAAACUUAUAA
Molecule: messenger RNA, 2208 nt
Organism: Adineta steineri
Lineage: Eukaryota; Metazoa; Rotifera; Eurotatoria; Adinetida; Adinetidae
Source: the annotation of a GenBank genome assembly